AUGGCUGCGUUAAGUAACCGCGAGGGUGAUCCAGGUGCUGGAGGACGCGUUUGUUGGGAGGGUGUGACGGUGGAGGUCCCUUCUGAUGACGUGGACAUGCCAGACUGGCACGACGACGCCAUUGAUCUGACGUGGCAGAACAGCCAGCCAGUCUCGCCGCAAGGAGCUCUAUCCCAGGACUUCUCACAGCUUAUUUCCCAAGACAUUAAGCCGGACAUCCAGCCAUUCGCCGCUUACCCACCUGCGGUGCCUCCUCCCGAGCCUGCUGCCGAACCUGGAGCUGGUAGAGGACAGGAGACGAGGAGGCCCGGUGCAGCUGCGGCAGGUGGUGAGGAGGAAGUGAGUGGUCCGGGAGGGGCGGAAGAAGGGUUUGAGCGGGCCGCUGCUCCCGAGCCUGCCACAGACACGUUUUGCAUUCGUGCUGCUGGUGCGGCUCAAGGGCCUGGUGCUGACGUGGCUGGAGUGCCCGUUGCUGACGUGGCCUGUGAGCCUGAUGCUGACGUGGCUCAAGUGGAUGAGGGCCAUGCAGAGGAGGCUCGCUGGCUAGCCACUGAUAGCUAUGGGUCGUUUGGGUGCAGCAGCGUUCAGCCCGUGACUCAGGAGUUCCCAGACUCGGCCGACCUCUUCCCCCUGCCUGCUGACCACGCUCACAGGCUGGGCGACGGGGACAAGGACGAUAAUGCAGCUGCUUCUAUGGGGGACAAGGACAAUAACGCAGCUGCUUCAAUGGGGGACAAGGACAAUAGCGCAGCUGUUUCAGUGGGGAACAAGGACAAUAAAGCAGCUGCUUCUAGUGGGAAUGCAGAGGAUAAAGCUGCUGAGCUGGAUGGGGGCGAGGAGGGGAAGGUGGUGAAGGACAGUGGUGCAGCAUAUACUAACGGGGACGUGGCGGAUGCAGACAAACAUGGCAAUGCAGCAGCUGAUCACGGGGAUGAGGGCGAUGGGAUAGGUGAAGAGGGAACUAGAGAGGGCCAUGUGGGGAGGAAAGGCGAAAGGAAGGGAGCGAAAGUUGAGGGGAGAGAGGGCAGGCGAGGGGAAGAGGAGCUAAGGGAUAAGUGUGCAGGAGUGGGUGUGGGUGGAGAGGAAAUGAGCACGAGGGAGGAAAGGGGUGGAGGGAAGGAAGGGGAGGGGGGCGAUGGGGCAGUAUUGGUGCAGAUUGGAAGGCGGGGUGCGUCAAGUGUGGAGUUGGGGAGAGAAGGUAAAGGGGGUAGUGUCGGACUGGUGGGACGCGAGACAGAGAGGGGUGAGGGGGAGGGGGCAGGGGUAGGAGAGGGAGAGGAAGAAGCGGCGGAUGGGAAAGACGAGGACAGAGGGGGAGUGGAGUUGGCUGUGGGAGUGAAGGAGGGGCCGGAGGGAGGCGAGGGGAAGGAGACGGAGGAGGGAGGGGAAAUGAAGGAGACGGAGGAGGGAGGUGAGGGGAACGAGGUGGAAGGAACCGAAGGGGCGGAGGAGAGGAAGGAGGCGGAGGAGGUUACGGGGCGGAGAAGAGAAGCCGCAGAGGAGGAGGAGGAGGAAGGGGACGCAGUACAGGCUCAUGUGCAGCCUGCAAGCUCAGUCCAAGCUGAGGAUGGCGAAUUUGGCUUGAAGGCUGCUGCUCACCUUCAUGUGGAAGGAGUAGCAGGCAGCCCUGUGAGUCCGGCGAUGGAGGAGGAGAAGGAACGCGAGCAGGCGAGUAGGGAUGGCGAGGGAGGGGAUGAUGUGGAGGAUGGGCAGGGGGGAGAGGAUGAUGUGGAGAUGGCAGAAGCGGGUGUGAAGCCGACGUUUGAGGCGUGGCUGCCUGGGGAUGGGACGGAGGAGGGUUCGUUUGAGACGCAGCAGACCAGGGAUGUGAUGCAUGUGGACGUGGAUGAUUCUGCUGCUGCUGCUGCUGCCCUUGCGGAUGUGCCAGGAGGAGCUCCCUCUGCCAAUUUCCCCAUGACUUUUGAGACGUCUCAGAAGUCGUUUGACACGCAGCCGACAAGGGAUGCGAUGCUUGUGGGCCCGGAUGAUUCUGUUGCUGCCCUUGCGGAUGUGUCACCAGCUCCCUUUGCUGAUGUCCCCAUGGCACGGGAUGGUGGCUAUGAAUCGCAGGAAGACAGAGGAGAGAGGGACGGGGAUGUUUCUGCUGCUGCUGCUGCUGCUGCUGCGUCCACAGGGGCUGAUGUUGCUACAGCCACUGCUGAUACUGCUGCUACUGCUACUACUACUGCUGCUACUACUGCUACUACUACUGCUGCUACUACUGCUACUACUGCUGAAGCUGUUGCUGUUGCUGACGAGGAGACGCAGGAUGCAGAGGGGUUGGUGCUAGUGCCAGAGGAGGAAGAAUUGCAGAGGGCACAGGGGGAGGACGUGCAGUGGACAGAGGCGUAUGACACCCAGGAGACACAUGGAGCUGCAAUGCUGGAGACGUCUGUUGUGAAGCUGACUUCUGAGUUGACUCAAAAGUCAGAGGGGGUGGCGCUCGGGGUAGAGGAGGCGGAAUUGCUGAGGACACAGGAGGAAAAGGACGUGCAGUGGACAGAGGCGUAUGACACCCAGGAGACACAUGGAGCUGAAGUGCAGGAAUUGUCUGUUGAGAAAUCCCAAGAAACGGCUGCAACAACAGAGCAUCAUAAAGAAUUCCCUGCAGCAACAGAGCAUUCUCAAGAAUCGCCUGCAGCAACCCAGGAGAGAGAUGGCGUUGCAGCCCAGGAGAUGGAGGAGGAGGAGGAAGAGGAGGAGGAAGAGGAGGAGGAGGAGGAGGAAGGGCAUGCAGAGCACACAGAGGAGGCGAACGAGACAGACACAGAACAAGGGGAUGAGGCGGGCUCAGAGGAAGCGGAGGUGGUGGUUGGUGCGGGAGGGGUGAAUGGGGCUCAAGAGAUAGCUGAGGGGGAGCGGGAGAAGGAGAAGGAGGAGGAGGAGGGAGUGGAGGCGGAUGAGGAAGGGGAGAGGUUGUUGGGGGGCGUGGCUGGUGCUGACAGUGCUGCCCGUGCGGGGAGUGAGACGCAGGACGAGGCGGUGGCUCCUGAAGAAGGGACGGAAGAAAGGGGAGGAGAGGGAGCGCAUGGAGUGCCAGAAUCCGAGGGGCGAGGGGCAGGGGGAGGGGAGAACAAAGGAGCAGGAGAGGUUGGAGCGAGGGAGGCAGGAGAGCGAGCGUCAGCUGCGAAAGGUCCAGCGGCUGAACUACGCAGCAAGCAGAUGUCAGAGUUUGACAUGUCAGCGAGAGUGGCAGUGGAUGUGCCGGGCGUAACCGCUGCUGCCGCCGACACGAUCGCUGAGGCGCUAGCUUCCAAAAUGGCUGCUGAGGUGGCGGCGGCCAUUGCUGCAGGGCUCAGUGGGGCCAACAAAAGGCCACGUUCUGCCGGCCAGGAUCAGAGCAGCGCGAAGGAAAAGGACGGGAGACGCAGUCCGGUGGAGGAUGGGAGGAGUUUCGCCAAGGAUGGAGAUGUGCUCUUCAGAUCGUCUCGAUUCGCAGUAAUGGCGGGAUUGGGUGAGGGUUCAGAAGAGGAAGAGCUCGAGUUUCGAGUGGAGGUGGUUGGGAGGAGGAGGAAGAGCACAGUUGAGCCCUGCUGA
Messenger RNA from Closterium sp. Naga37s-1, 3537 nucleotides. The record is from the annotation of a GenBank genome assembly. Lineage: Eukaryota; Viridiplantae; Streptophyta; Zygnematophyceae; Desmidiales; Closteriaceae.